Messenger RNA from Rhododendron vialii, 2702 nucleotides. RefSeq names its product PHD finger protein At1g33420. Bases 331 to 2502 code for a protein of 723 amino acids. The record is from RefSeq and is a predicted model, not a curated record. The transcript is spliced from 6 exons. NCBI's taxonomy places the organism in Eukaryota, Viridiplantae, Streptophyta, Magnoliopsida, Ericales, Ericaceae.
AUAUGGGAAGUCCAUCUCAAAUUCCCAAUCUCUCUCUACCUCUCUCCCCUAAACCGACUAACUCCCACCCCCUCUCUCCAUCUCGAAUUAGAAAAAGGAUUGUGUUACCACAAAUACACAUAUUUAUUUUAUUUAUAUAUAAUUUAUAAAAGUACGUAAAAGUCCCAACGCGCUGGUCGUCAACAACAAACACCAGAAACCCUAAUUUCGGCCACCAAAACGAAAAGCUACCGUUGCCUCCCUCCUUUUCUCUUGGUUGUGUUAUUUGACUUCUGACACGAAAUAAUCUUACGUACAUAAAAAAUCUAUCUGACGAGAGGAGGACUAAUCAUGGUCGUAAAUGGACGUCCUUUGAAGCGGAUCAAGAGGAGAAGAGUCACGGCCGACCUUAACGACUUUCUCACGUUCCCCUCCGCAGCCGUCGUAGACGACGUCGGAUCCAUCCCUUUCAGGACCAGCGUCAGGGCGUUCCUCUCGAAGCACGCCGCCCUUCCGCCGCCGUCCUCCCUCUUCCCUCAACUGCUAACGUGGCAGAUCCUUUUUCGCGUCGGCGAUUUGACGGCGGAAGGCCCGGAUGCUUCACCAGCGGUGGUGUGCCUCGAUGUUGUCGAGGAGGACGUGGCCAGAUCUAGAUCCGUUUACUGCGACCAGUGCCGAGUCGUCGGUUGGAGUGGUAAUCCUGUUUGUGCAAAACGUUACCAUUUCAUAAUAAAGGCGGAUGGCGGUUCUGUCGGUGGGUAUCACAAGUCCUGUGCAGGCUGCGGAGAGGUUCUCCAUCUCUCAGAGUCUAGGUGCAAGUCAUGCAACCGUGUUAUGACUACUGAAGAUGUUGAAGACUCGAUAUAUCACCAGCUUGAAGACAUUACUCAUCUUUUGCAUGGUGUUGUGCACACAAAUGGUUUUGGACACCUUCUUAGAGUCAAUGGCAGAGAAGGGGGUUCGGGGGUUCUUUCUGGCUCUCAUAUCAUGGACUUUUGGGAUCGGUUGUGUAAACUACUGGGUGUCAGAAAGGUCAGUUUGUUGGAUGUGUCAAAAAAGUAUGGCCUGGAGUACCGGCUACUUUAUGCUGUCACCAAGGGCCAUCCCUGGUAUGGUGACUGGGGUUAUGAAUUUGGUGCUGGUAGUUUCGGUCUCACUCUUGAUGCCUAUAAAAGGGCUGUAGAAACCCUCUCCAAACAACCAUUGUCCGACUAUCUCGCUCAAGGACGGAAACCCCGCACUCGUCUCCAGGAUUUGAUCUCUUUUUAUCAGUCCUUGUCUGAGCAUGAGCUUGUAAAUAUUAGAGAUCUCUUCUGUUUCUUGAUGAGUUUGAUCCAUGAUGCUCACAAGAGUUCAUCAAGGGUUGAGGAUGCCACCGUAGGCAAGAAGCUUCGGAUAUGCACCUCCAGUACAUUGUGUGCUUGGACUAGCAGAGAUGUUGAACGCGUAGAAGAAGCAAUGUUUAGAGUAUUAAGGGCUGUAACAGGCCCCAACUGGGUUACUUGGCGUGCUCUUAGGGGUGCUGUUUGCAAAGUGGCUCCACCAGAGCUCCUGGAUUACUGCCUCAAGGAACUCAAAGGGAAACAUACUGUUGAUGGGAUGGUUGUAAAUGCACGUUGCCAUCCUGACUCGGGUGCGAUUGAGUACAGACUCGAGCAACUAAGAAUUCCUGCUAAUGGAGAUACCAUUAGCACUGCUGGUAUCCCAAUCACAAAGUAUCCUUCUGAAGAACAUUUGGUGCGGGACUUGAGAUACUUGUACGGAUCCAUGCUUCACCCGCAAACCUUGCUGAACAAUGCACCUCAGCCGAUGAGGCAUGUUGCAAUCAUCUCAGCUAACAAAAUCCUUGAUUGCAAGCAAUUUGUGAAAAACUACCACCCUGGAAACAAGUUACAAGCAGACGAGCCACCUGCGGUACACCUCACAUGUGAGGUGGAACUUAUGGAAGAAUCGGAAGAAGAUUAUGCCACAGAUCCUCUGCCUCCCGAGUUACUUGUCCUAUCUCCAAAUGCUACUGUUAGUGACCUCAAGCUUGAAGCGUCGAAGGCUUUUCAGGAAGUUUAUUUGAUUUUGAGAAAAUUUGAAGCUGUAGAGCUAGUUGGCUAUGGCGGUGUUGAAGAAUCCACCCAGGUCAAGCUCUUGUUAGGGGGAGGGGGGUCUACUGAAACUGUUAGGAUGAGGGGAAGGUGCUUGGGAAAAAACGGGCUGCUGCUGCUGAGUAAUAGUAGGAGGAAGUUUAGGAUGGAGAGGGGAGUUGAGCGGUGGACUGUGGAUUGCAGUUGUGGGGCUAAGGACGACGAUGGAGAGAGAAUGUUAGCUUGUGAUGUAUGUGGAAUUUGGCAGCACACUAGGUGUGCUGGCAUUCCAGACAUGGAUGCUGUUCCUGCAAGGUUCCUUUGCUACCGUUGCUGCAGCAGCAGGGCAUCCUCAGAGGCUCAGAUUAGUGGGCUUUGCGAUGAAGAUACCACCACUGUGGGCUCUGUUGCCAUUGCCAGUGGUGAAAGGGCUACGAAUGCAGUUUGAGAGGAAUUCUGGUUUCUGUAAAUUUUUUUGGUUUUGUUGUGUUCUUUCCUCUCUUUCUUGUUAUUUAUCUUUAUCGUAGAAGAGGUUCAUCUGGCCUAAAAAGAUGUGUACAUAUGGUCCGUGUCCUCAAGAAAAUACACCCGUGCAGUUGUAGAUGCUUUUCCUUGAUUCUGCCGAGAUUCAUUUCUUUUUCUGUAUCA